Messenger RNA from Babesia ovata, 1104 nucleotides. RefSeq lists its product as uncharacterized. The transcript is spliced from 2 exons. NCBI's taxonomy places the organism in Eukaryota, Apicomplexa, Aconoidasida, Piroplasmida, Babesiidae. Bases 1 to 1104 code for a protein of 367 amino acids. The record is from RefSeq and is a predicted model, not a curated record.
AUGCAACCUAGCUGCGACACCGCCUCUAACGCCAAAACCAGCUGUAUAAGAGAGAGCCGAGAACAGUUCAGACCCUUCAGAACAAUAUCGGCGGUUUUCACUGUGUCAGGAUGUGACCCCAAGCGAGCCAGUGCCAGCAACGACCUAACUGCCUCAAGAGGUCCGAGCGUCCCGGAUCGUGAAUGCAGUUCCCGACAAAUCACAGCCACCGUAGAGGCGUCGACGCCAGCUUUGGCAGCUCCUGUUGCAAAGUUUGCAAGUGCGAUAUCGUCGAAGCUGGAUAUAUCUGCAACGGAUCUCGACACCAAAAGUCCCAGCAGCUCUUCGUCGCAGUGGCGCAAUCUGGACGGGGUGCGUGAAGUGGUACCACGAGUAAAGCGGGUCGUGGUGGAUCAUGGACUUGUUGUUGUGGUGAAUUUCGACAAGAGCCUUGGCCAGCUCCUCGCCGUGGCCCAUCUUGACGGCGAAAUUGUCAGCCUGGUACUCCCCGUAGCGCGUGAUGGUCGUACCGAUAAUGUGCAUCAACGCUCCAAGAGGGGUGUAAAUGCAACCGAAAAGGGUAAUUCCCACGAUGAAAGCACGUUCACCGUCAUACCCGAAGCUUUCGAACAUGGAAGCGUCGUCCUUGUAGAGCUUGAACAGGUAGAAGAUGGCAAACAGUUGCGAGAGGCUGUAUAUCAACAUCUUUGUGACAUGGUUGCACUUCCAGUGGCCCAUCUCGUGGGAGGUAAUGGCGAUAAUCUGCGACUUCGGCUGCUUGAGGAGCGUGUCGUACAUCACGAUCUUCUUGAACCACCACAGUCCGUAGAAGUACAUGUUGGAGUGGUUGGAACGCUUGGAGCCGUCCAUCAGCUUAAUCUCACGCAGCGGGAACUUAAGUUUCCCGGCAAGAUCCUCAAUGCCCUUCUUAAGUUCCUCGUCCUUCAGGGGCUCAAAUUUGUUGAACAGCGGGGCAAUCAGAUCAGGGUAGAUGAUCAUCAUGAACAGGUAGAAGAACGCCGCGAAGAGGCAGACCUAGCAACGUUUAAAAUACACAGCAUAGCAAACUUACGUAGACAUAGAACAAAUCGCCACCCCAGUUCACCAGGAAUAUUACGAUGCUGA